GGGACCCGGCCAGAGCCCGGCGUCGGGGCGGGGCGGGCCUGGAGGAAGGGGCGGCGGCGACGCGGGGCUGCCAGUCGCUGCGGUGGCCGCGGACGCGCGGUGGAGACGCCGGGACUUGGAGAGGCCGCGCGGUACCUUGGGGCGCAGCCGAAGAACGAGACAGAGCCUGAACUCACAGCCAGAUCCAGAGACCACAAGAAGAUGGCCUCCAGUGACGUAAAGGUCGUUCCCCGCAGGGCCACACGCAGGACUCCUGCCGAGAGGAUGAGCAAGUUCCUGAGGCAUUUCACCGUGGUCGGGGAUGACUACCACACCUGGAACAUCAACUACAAGAAAUGGGAGAACGAGGAGGAGGAUGAGGAGGAGGAGCCGCCGCCCGUGCCAGUCUCAGGCGAGGAGGGUGGCGCGGGGGAUGCCGAGGCUGCACCCAGGUCGGCGCCCAAGCCUGCCCGCGACUUCAGGAGCAUAUUGAGGAAGCUCUUCAGCUCCCACAGAUUUCAGGUUGUCAUCAUCUGCCUGGUCAUUCUGGACGCUCUCCUGGUGCUCGCUGAGCUCAUUCUGGACCUGAAGAUCAUCCAGCCUGACAAGAACCACUAUGCGCCCAAGGUGUUCCACUACAUGAGCAUUGCCAUCUUGGCCUUCUUUAUGAUGGAGAUUUUCUUUAAAAUCUUCGUCUUCCGCCUGGAAUUCUUUCACCACAAGUUUGAGAUCCUGGAUGCUGUCGUGGUGGUGGUCUCCUUCAUCCUCGACAUAGUCCUCCUGUUCCGGGAGCAUGAGUUUGAGGCUCUGGGCCUGUUGAUCCUGCUCCGGCUAUGGCGGGUGGCCCGGAUCAUCAAUGGGAUAAUCAUCUCCGUCAAGACACGUUCAGAACGGCAGCUCUUAAGGUUAAAACAGAUGAAUAUUCAGCUGGUCGCCAAAAUCCAACACCUUGAAUUUAGCUGCUCUGAGAAGGAACAAGAAAUUGAAAGACUCAACAAGCUCCUGAGGCAGCACGGGCUUCUCGGCGAGGUGAAUUAGACUCCCACAGCCCGGCCCCAGAGAGGACCCUGCCUCCCUGGGCUGGCCGUGCCUAAGAGUGACCACCUUGCCGGGUCACGUGGUGAGGGGGCUUGGGUCAGUGCCUCACCCAUGGGUCCCACCAGGGCUGUGUUGGACGCAACCACAGGAGGCCGUUCCUCCUUGGUAUGAUCCAAGAGCUGCCACCCUGCCGCGCACAGCAGCUGGAUCAGACUGUUUCCUCAUGUUGGACCCUGCACUCUUGGCUUAAAUAUGACACGCUGGAUGAUGACUAAUUGUAUAUAAAAUUUAUUCCCAUCUCAUGUACAGUUUUCAAAUUUCACAUGAUUAUACUGGGACCAGCACAUCCUUUCACUCUGAAAGAAAAAGAAAAGCAGCCACCUUAGCCUCCAGCCCACCCGAGAAAGGCCCCUUUUAUUCCCACGCUGUUCUAAAGUCUUCUGCUGUCACCACGGGGAUGUCAUUCCAGGUACCCAGGACCCUCCUCUGCGGUAUCGAGCGUUCUGCCACCUGACAGCACCGUUCUCAAUGACCUACAAUUAACGUAUAGAAUAACCUCUCCCCUGAGCCGCCUCCCUGCCCUGCCCGCCCCGGGGCCUCCCACGCAGCCCACCAGCUGGAGAGCCAGCUCCCGCAGGGCCUGGUGCAGGGUGGCAAUUAGACCCAAGGCUGCCCUGUAAUUCACAUGAUCUCUUAAGAGUCCCUCGUGAGGCUCUGCACCCGACUUGCAUGAUUUUAUACAGUAUUUUGCUAUUUUUGUACUUAGCUCAAUAGGACUUGAAAGAAAACCUAAGCUAGAAACAAUGAACAUUUUAAAAAUAACUCUCAUUAAAGCAGGGCUGGAUGAACUGGAGAGAUCCCCGAGUGGGCUGCUGCAAGGGCUGUUUUUUCCACCGCCCCGGCCCCCAAGACCACUUCCAUCUAUGACCAACUCUAAAUCCAAACCAAGCAGAAUGAAACUUCCAGAAGGGGACAAGAAAGCUGGAGGCUGGCCCGGGGCAGCGAGUUGGUGCGGGGGCAACACCAAGGCAUGGGAGGCGUGAGGAAGUGGGACGCUUCUGAGGGACUUACGGCCCCACGUGCACUUGUUCCAGAGGAGAAGACCUCAGACCGAGGUGGGGCUCGGUUUCCUCCAGGGACCACUUACGUCAAGCAAAUGGGAAGAAGAAGUUAAAGGGCAGCCUGGCGUUGAUGGCUGGCCGCGCUCUGAAGCCCGGCUCUGCAGGUGCAGACACAGCCGCAAAAGUAACCACAGUGGAAAUGAGAACCGUCCUUUCAUUUCCGGCGCUGGUCUGUAAUAAAGAGUCAGAAGCAAGACCCCCCUCCAGUGUGUGGCCAGGACAAAACGAGACCUCUUUCCCACGCCAUGACUCCUGUCAGUUCAUGAAGAUGACAGGUUCACUGGGGUCCCUCGGCCACUGCCUCGGCUGACAGGCAGCGUUUACCCUGGCUGUCCUCACCUGACACACCACGAUCAACAAUCCAUUUUCAUGAUGGUUUUAAAGAUUAAAUCUAGGGGUUGGGGUUGUGGCUCAAGUGGUAGCACACUCGCCUGGCAUGCAUGAGGCACUGGGUUCGAUCCUCAGCACCACAGAAAAAUAAAGAUAUUGUGUCCACCUUAAAAAUAAUAAUAAUUAUAUAUAAAAAAAGAUUAAAUCUAAACAAGACUGUUAAUGUAAAUAAAACCUUUGUCAGUGGGUUUCUCCCUCUAAGUAAAUAACCACAGCAAAAUUGUUUUAACAAUCCAGAUUGUUUAAAAGCUAAUCUCUUUUUACCAACUAAUAAAUGUUACAUGUCAUACUUGAA
Ictidomys tridecemlineatus (thirteen-lined ground squirrel) is the source of this 2823-nucleotide messenger RNA. RefSeq names its product hydrogen voltage gated channel 1 (gene Hvcn1). The record is from RefSeq and is a predicted model, not a curated record. NCBI's taxonomy places the organism in Eukaryota, Metazoa, Chordata, Mammalia, Rodentia, Sciuridae. Gene Ontology annotation, cellular component: plasma membrane. Gene Ontology annotation, molecular function: voltage-gated proton channel activity. Gene Ontology annotation, biological process: proton transmembrane transport.